AUGGUAAAUGAUGCGUCCACGUACAAGCAACGGAAAGACAAUCCAUCGAACCGAGUGCUAAAAAUGUUAAACAGCAUAAUAGAACAGUGGUGGUUAGACCAGCACAUCGACAGAGCGACGAAACACAAGCUUAAGAUGUACAACUGCACCCCACCGCGAAUCUAUGGACUCCCCAAAAUUCACAAAGAAAACUGCCCCCUCCGUCCUGUGAUAUCCACCAUCGGUUCAGCAACCUACCACAUGGCUCAGUAUCUAUCGGAAAUUUUAAACAAUUUAGUGGGAAAAACGGAGUACCACGUUCGCAACAGCUUCGAAUUUGCUAAGGAGAUAUCCAAGAUACGGGUACCGGAAGGAUGUGUAAUGUAUUCAUUAGAUGUGGUAUCCCUAUACACUAAUAUACCUGUCAAUAAAGUGUACGAGUACGUCGAAGAAAGAUGGAAUGAAGUAGCACAAACAACCACUAUUCCUUGGGACAGUUUUAAACAAGCAAUGAAAACUGUACUAGAAGCUUCCUUUUUUCAGUAUGACGGAAAGUUCUACGACCAAAUAUUUGGAGUGCCCAUGGGAUCCCCCCUCUCUCCCGUCGUUGCUAACAUUGUUAUGGAAAAAUUAGAGGGAGAGGCCCUCGAGGGAUUGAAGCAAAAGGGAAUACCGCUGAUAGUGUACCGACGGUAUGUAGAUGAUUGCUUUCUUGUGGGUAAAGAAAAUGAGAUAGAAACUGUCAUCGAAGAAUUUAACGAGCAACAUACUAGCAUUAAAUUCACGGUAGAAAAAGAAAGCAACGAAUCGAUUCGCUUUUUAGAUCUACUAUUAUCCAGAAACGGGGAAAAAAUCGACAAAAAAUGGCUCCCGAAACAGAAAACAGGACGGUAUUUGGACUACACAUCGGAGAGCCCAUACACCCACAAGAAGAACACCGCAAUUGCACUUAUGGACCGAGCACUAAAACUCACGGAUGCGAACAAAAGGUAA
Molecule: messenger RNA, 972 nt
Organism: Topomyia yanbarensis
Lineage: Eukaryota; Metazoa; Arthropoda; Insecta; Diptera; Culicidae
Exons: 1
Coding region: 1-972 (323 amino acids)
Source: RefSeq, a predicted model, not a curated record